Molecule: messenger RNA, 975 nt
Organism: Penicillium canescens
Lineage: Eukaryota; Fungi; Ascomycota; Eurotiomycetes; Eurotiales; Aspergillaceae
Product: sedoheptulose-7-phosphate:D-glyceraldehyde-3-phosphate transaldolase TAL1
Exons: 4
Coding region: 1-975 (324 amino acids)
Biological process (GO): pentose-phosphate shunt, non-oxidative branch; pentose-phosphate shunt; carbohydrate metabolic process
Cellular component (GO): intracellular anatomical structure; cytoplasm
Molecular function (GO): transaldolase activity
Source: RefSeq, a predicted model, not a curated record
AUGUCUUCUUCUCUCGAACAGCUCAAGGCCACUGGCACCGUUGUCGUUUGCGACUCUGGUGACUUCGCCACCAUUGGCAAGUACAAGCCCGAGGAUGCCACCACCAACCCCUCCCUGAUCCUGGCUGCUUCCAAGAAGCCCGAGUACGCCGCCCUCAUCGACACUGCCAUUGCCUACGGUAAGCAGAAGGGCGGCACCCUCGAUGAGCAGGUUGAGGCCACCCUUGACCGCCUCCUCGUCGAGUUCGGCAAGGAGAUCCUCAAGAUCAUCCCCGGCAAGGUCUCCACCGAGGUCGACGCCAAGCUGUCCUUCGACACCCAGGGCUCCAUCAACAAGGCCCUCGAGAUCAUCAAGCUCUACGAGGAGAACGGUAUUUCCAAGGACCGCAUCCUGAUUAAGAUUGCCUCCACCUACGAGGGUAUCAAGGCCGCCCACAUCCUGCAGUCCCAGCACGGCAUCAACUGCAACCUGACCCUCAUGUUCUCCCUGGUCCAGGCCAUCGCCGCCGCCGAGGCCGGUGCCUUCCUCAUCUCUCCCUUCGUCGGCCGUAUCCUUGACUGGUACAAGGCCGCUCACAAGCGCGACUACACCGCCCAGGAAGACCCCGGUGUCAAGUCCGUCCAGGACAUCUUCAACUACUACAAGAAGUUCGGCUACAACACCAUCGUCAUGGGUGCCUCUUUCCGUAACGUCGGCGAGAUCACCGAGCUGGCUGGUUGUGACUACCUGACCAUUGCCCCCGCCCUCCUGGAGGAGCUCUACAACUCCACCGACGCUGUGCCCCAGAAGCUCAACGCUGCUGAUGCCCACAAUUUGGACAUUCAGAAGCGCGAAUACCUUAACGAUGAGGCUUCCUUCCGCUUCGACUUCAACGAGCAGGCCAUGGGUGUUGAGAAGCUCCGUGAGGGUAUCUCCAAGUUCGCCGCUGACGCCGUUACCCUCAAGCAGCUCCUUGCCCAGAAGAUCCAGGCUUAA